GGAAUUUUUACAGAUCAGAUAUGCUGAUUUUGUAAGACUACAGGGAAUGCAUGCUGCGGUUUGGGAUGCACUCAGUCCAACAGCAGCAGAGGAUGCAGCCAUUCCCGCCCCCCGAAAGGACGCCGCGCUCCACCGACUGCUUUAUCCGAGGACUCGUUAUGAAGCCAACCCACAAACAAAGCCUACACUCUUAAAAUGAUCUUUUCACUUCUCUUGACUGUCCCUUAUCCCGUUUUCCCUACAGCUUUUCCCAGAGUUUAGGGAGGUCUGUGGAGCAUGACUUAAACACUUUUGACCCUCUUUCACCGCUUUCCCCCCUGGUUACGCCCUACCCCACCGCCGGGCAGCGGGGGAAGCAGCCGGUGGGUAAUGCCCACGCUGGAUGAGGAGUUUAGCAUUUCAAAUGUAGCAAGUGUCUUCUCUCCACCAUUCUUUUAUUUUCCGACACAUCUUAAGAGAGAUCUUUACCGUAAAGUUACAAGCAAAUUACCUUUAGGGGUAUAAAGAAAAAAACUCUACCAUUGUGUCCGUGUAUUUGACUGGAUGAUACAACUGAAUGCGGUGUACAGAAUGCUGCAUUUCGCAGACAGCUGAUUCUGUUUAUAGGUUCCUACAUGAAUAAUGAUAAAGGAGACGAAGAGAUUGAAAUGCUACUUCACUUUCUUCUGUUUCACCUCUUCCUGUUUUCUGAAGGUUGUUACUGUGUAAAAAAAAAAGAAAAAACAACUUCCUACUUCUAAUCUGUUUCAAGUCUUUGUCCUCGUUUCCCUCUGCUUGCAUCAAGUAUUGACAGAAAUGAAACUUCUUUUGCUGAAAUGCCUGGCUCGAUGAAAGCUACCUCCGUGUAUGGCAGCCGGCCUUCGCGAUGGAGCAGCCCGCCGUCACAGCUGCGGGGGCAGAGCCACCGGCUCCCGCGGCCCCUCUUCACCCCGCGCAGGUUCGGCAGCGGGGGCCAGCGCCGCCCCAGCCCCUCUAUGUGAAAGCGCUCCCCGUGCCGCUGUACCAGCCCGGGGGCUGGCAGCCCGGCAGCCCGCUGGUGACCGGCAGGAGCUGCGUGCGGCUGGAGGGCAGCGGCCUGCCGCUCAUCCUCAACACGCUGCUGCCCGCUGACGGCUCCCAGCAGCCUCCCUCCGCCUUUCAGAAGCAGCUCGGGCAAACCCUGACGCUGAACAUAGUGAGCACUUUGCCGGUUUUAUCAUCACCAAAUUCUUGUGUAAGUGCGUCUAUUGGAAGCCCAGGAAAAUCAAAAAAAGCUGGGAAAUAUAUCUGCAAACACUGUGGACGAGAUUGUUUGAAGCCAAGUGUCCUUGAGAAGCACAUUCGCUCUCACACGGGCGAGAGGCCCUUCCCUUGCACCACUUGUGGUAUCGCGUUUAAGACUCAGAGCAAUUUGUAUAAGCACAGAAGAACUCAAACACACGUCAACAACACCAGACUGCCCUCAGACUCGGACAACACUGCCAUAUUGGAGCAAAAUGAGAAAUCAGCAGAGAGCAUUGCGUCACAUCAAAGCAGCAAACUGCUCAGUGGCACCGGGGAGGACAAGGGGGUGCAAAUGGAACAAGUGAGUUCAGAGACCAGCGCGGACACUAAGAAACUUCCUAAUGACCUUUCGCUGCCGGCCACAAGCAAUUCAUCAUUUGCUUUGGAAAGUCAAGAAACCACGAAUCAGUCCUCUAGUUCAAAGGCUAAUCAGGGGGUUCCUGAAAGAGAACCCCAAAGCUCAUCAUCUCCAGGGGCUUUGCCAAAUGGUCAGUGCCAGAGAAAGAAGAUACAGGAGCAAAGAAGCCCAACUGCCAAUAAGCACAUUCAGCUGCAAAGGCAGCAGGCAACCUCUUCGGAAAAGCAGUGGGAUUACAAGCCGUUUGACUGCAAGCUGAAGAAGUGUGAGAGCACGGACUCGGGGUACCUGUCCCGCUCCGACAGUGCGGAGCUGCAGCUGGCGUCCCCCAGCCCGCUCCACAGCCUCUGCCAGCCCAGCGCCGAGCUGGAAAACCAGCCUGCCCUCGGCACCCCGGGCUGCGCCAGGCUGGAGGCGGCUGAGAAAGCUACGGCCUUGAUGCUAGAGAAAAAGAAGCUGGAAGAACACAUUUCAAAACUUAUUUCUCAUAACAAAAGCGUGGUGGAUGACACCCAGUUAGACAACGUUAGGCCCAGAAAAACUGUCCUUUCUAAACAGGGGAGCAUUGAUCUGCCAAUGCCUUACACGUACAAAGACUCUUUCCAUUUUGACAUCAGAACCUGUGAUGUAAAUAGGAAGAAGAACCUUUCCCUCUGUUCAGCAAAAUCUACCUUCGCACCCCUAGAAAAAUGCAAGCCAAUGUUUUUCCACUCGGUCCCCACCCAGUUCUCCACCACCAUCGACGCCGUGCCCGUCACCCGGAGCAACUCCCUGCCCUUUGUGGAGGGCACCAGAGCGGCGCAGGACAAAGCCGGCUGCUCCAAGCCACUUUCUCUUACGAAGCAGCCGGUAAAUCCGGGUGCUGCUGCUUUGCUGCCUAGCAACAAUCUUGCUGCAAAUUCAGUGGAUUUUCCCAACAGCCAUCCCCGAGCGCUAGUCCGACAAACAGCAGUGGAUGAUUUGCCGCUCAGUAACGUGGCUGAUCAUCCUCCUGCCCCAGAGGAGCUGCAAGGGAGCAACAGGCUUGGGGCUGGAGAAGGAAUCGGUGCCAAAAAUAAGAAACACCAUCAAAGGAAGUUAAAGAUGUUCUCUCAAGAAAAAUGGCAAAUGUAUGGAGAUGAAACAUUUAAGAAAAUCUACCAGAAAAUGAAAAGCAGUCAAAAUGCCAAGAAAAUUAAACAAAGGGGGAAUAAGCUUACAGAUACUGCAAGCUUCACUCCUGACUCAAAGGAAUCAGGCAGCAGUACUGAAAUUGCUGAGGAGAGAGAUGGCGGGAGCUCUGCAAGUGACAGCCUCUCCUCCCUCGUGACAACAGGUUUGAACACCAGUAAAUCACAAACCUGUACUAAUGGUAACCAUAUUGUACAGGAUGUGUCCUCUGGGGAAACUGCCAACAGUUCAACCUACGCCACGGAGACACCGCACUCAGGAAACGCUGGUGCGCAGGCUGUGACGAGCAGGACUUCCCGAGAGCUCGGUGGCAGCGACACAGACAAGUGCUCAGGUGGCCACGGCGCGUCACCGGCUCCCAGCAGCUGUGAGCUCAGGCUCCAAAACCCGCCCUGUCCGCUCAACGCGAACGGCAGGAACGACGACCGCUUGCCAGCACAGAGUAGCAAAUGGGGAAAACCAAGCCCUGGGAAAGAAUCCAGUACAUCUGAAUCAGAGUGUAAAAGCACUUCAAACGACAACGGAAACCGUAGCAGGAGCAAGGGGACCGGCCCGCGCGCCCUGACGCCCCCGGGGGCCCAUUGCAGCAGCAACAGAGAAGCUGCAGGGAAGUCCCAGAAUUUACCAUCAGAAAGAAAAAAGCUGAAAUUUGAAGUGGAGAAGACAGAAGACAUUACUUCAAAGUCCAGCCCUACUCCCAGUAGUGAAAGCAAUGGGGGAAAAGAAGCAGAGAGGGUCUAUUGCACCAGCGCCCAGUGUCUGUCCAUGGCACCGCUGACACGCUCCGGUAAAGCAGAGGGGCAAAAAUUAAGCACAGGAAAUAAUGAAUGCACUGGAGGUACUGAGAACGUGGAGUAUAUGAAAACAAUCAAACUCCCCACAAAAGCUCUUAAUUACAGUGAUGUUAACCCUCUUUCACAUUCAGCAGGUACCUCAAAAGCUUCAUUUGUGGGAUUUUUAGGGCCUGAAUUAAGGGGAAGUGAUUGCAAUUCUUUUGCCUUGCAGAAUGCAACAGAUGAAGAUGUCAAAACACGUCUUGUGGAAACAGGAGCAAAAGCACCGCUUUUCAGUGACAAUGCUGUUGACAUGUCUUCUAAAAUUCAUCCUCGGCAACCUGGUCGUUUAACUCCAGUCCCACAACAAAAUGCCUUUGCUCCAAAAUAUAUCCUCAAAUUGCCGCAAGACAAGAGAGCCUCAGAUUUGUCGCUUUUGCUUGGACCAGAACAGAAGAUUUCACCUUGCACGUCUGCAACAGACACCUCAACCAGCCCCCCUGGCUCCCCCACCAGCGCAGCACUCCGUUCUCACUCUAACGAUGUGGUUUGGUCCCCUGUAAGACUUGAAGCCAGACAAAAGGCCAGCAAAGGAGAGCUACGGUGGAACGUACACGCCAACUGGAAAACUCCAGUAUUUUGUUCACCAGUCCAUUCAGAAACAACAAAUAGCUUAACCACAGCAGGUAACACCUUUUAUAACCAAAACUUCAGGCAGCCGGAUAUUAUAAGAGAUGCUUGGAAAAACAAACAGAACAAAAAUAAAUUAAAUUAUCAAAGGCAAACAGAAGAGAAGUGGAUGCGCACAACUACUUCUUCUACACAGACCCCCAGGAAGAACAUACGCUUUACUUCUAUGUAUCCAAGUGGUUUCUUCAUAUCAGCUGACAUCAAAGAAGAGAGGAAGGUUUUACAUCGCCUUCGCCCAGGAAGCGACUCUCUGAUGAUGCCGCCAGCCUCUAGCAAGGACGCAGAGCCAGCGGCCGAGGGCUGGGAGGGAGGAGGAGCUCCCUGCGUUCUGAGGGACCCUUCACCAGCGCUGCAGGACACGCAGCAUCCUCAGCGCUCGACGGACAGCCCCAUGUGGUUUUGCCAUUCUUUUGGCACUUUCUAUUGCCACACUCUCACCACUCGCGGUAAAGAAUUCCCAGCACCACCCCACAAUAAUCUGACUUGCUGCUCUGGAAGUUUAAUAGCAGCAAGCACGAAGGGCACCUUCCCAUCACUAAAUGCUGAACCUCGAUUAACGUGGUGUUGUUUAACGAGAAGCCUCCCUCUGCCUGCCGAGCAGAAGGGGAGUGCAGACUCUGCCUACUCCUCCAUGCACACCCGCGGCAAGGAGUCAAGCAAUGAAUGCACGCUGUCAAAAUACGAUAUUUCUAUUUUCAAAAUGAAAAAUAUUAGACACAGCAAGACUGUGGCAUACGGCUUAACAAACAGGAGUUCAAAAACACUGGUUUCAUCCCUUUCUAAAGGACAACAGACGUGGGAGUUAAGCUCAGCAGCUCCUGGUGGUGCUUUCAGAAAUAUUUCAGAGCAAAAGAAGAAAACAGUAGUUUGCAAAAAGGAAAAACUCUCAACAAACAAAGUCAAGAGGAGCCACAAACAGAAAAAGAUUAAAGUCACCCCAAAAUGGACCCGGGGGAGGCACACGCACGGAUAUGCUCAGCUGAAACUGAGCCGCCCGAGCAAGCGGCACGGCUUCCCAAAUAGAGCCCUGGAGGCUUUGAAGAAGGGCUCUUCGUCACAACCCUGUAAAUUUAACAAGAAGUGCCAUUCUUCUCAAUCAAAGGUACACGAAAAUUACCUAUACCAGCAAAAAGACACAUCUCGUUCCACCUCAGACAAGCCACUUUGCAGGAGGAAAAAAGAAGGAAAGAAUAACUCAGGAAUAUCUUCACAUAUUGAAAAUCUAAACCAUGUUAAAGAAAAAGACAAAAUGGAUAAAAAAAACGUUACAGCUCCUCUGGAAACACCUCUGGCAGCCCAUUCCUUCUCCUCCCCUGUGAGCACAGCCACCCCGCCGGCCGGCAGCGAGCCGGAGUCCUGCUGCACCGCGACACAACCCCCCCUGCUGCCCCCCGGCCCAGGGCAGUCGCAGCCAAGCGUCCCCAGCGACUCAACAGCAUCUGCUGCUUGGUCCUGCCCCUCUGAUUCUACAAGUACAGGCAGAGGUGACCAACCUGACAGCUCACACGCAGAGACUACUGGUCCUCUGCCCUUACAUCCAGAAGCAAGCCAGGGAAACACGCUGAAUAUGGACCCAGAGAGUCAAAGAUUUGGUACGUUCGAGCCGCUGACCCAAGCCUCGGGAAGGGAAAACCUUCCAGCCGAAGCAAACGCAUACUCAUCUCCAAAAGACAACUCAAUGCCCCGUUCCCAGCCUGGACGUUCACGUUUAUUGGGACCAAAGGCAGAGUCAGUCACAAGGGCGGAAUUACCCAGCACAGACUACACCGAGCAGCCAAACUUCUCUCAAAAAAUCCUCGCCCUUCAGGGAGGCGCAGAGAGGGACGGAGCCCACCUGCAGGCCAACAGCCAUGGAAGGCCACGCGGAACGGCCACUGCUGCCUUUACAGAGCCCCCAGUUACUCUCAGGUCCCCCGAGUCCGAGACUUACGCUGCAACACCUUCCAAGGCAUACAAGAAGAGAGGGUUAGAGAUGAUGAGGAAGCAAACCAGAGUUGAGUAUGAUGACACUAGCAGUGAUGAUGAAGAUAGGCUUGUUAUAGAAAUAUAGCACACGGGCUGCUAACGAGAUGCUCGUAUGAUGGCCCAUGACAGAAGGAAAUACCUCGGAUGUUUGAUCUGUCUUUCUGAAGCACCUUAAAAUCAGAGAAGCCAUUCCUCUGUGCAAUAGGCAGCAUUCUCUUCUGAAGAGAGCCCUUUACUUCAAGGACUCAAACUUUUUAAAAAAAGCUCAUUUGAAGAAAAGAGGGAGCUGGCAUCACACACUUAAAUGCAAGUGGUAAACCCAUGUUUACGAGGGGUUUCCAGCAUUGUAAACAUUCUUAGCUAAUUCCCACAAGUGCUAGCUGCCAGUGGCUGUAUUAUUAAAAGGCUAUGGUGUAUUUAUUUACUACUAACAAUACUGUAGUAGCUGCUGCCUCGGUAUAUGAGCUAAGAUCUCCUGGAAGGGUACAGACAUGUUCUUGUCUAUAUACUCUUCUUUUCCUGUAGGCACUUCCAUCUGGACUCGGAGCGAUACACUGGCAUUAAGGGUCUGGAAGGAUAUUGGAAGGGUCUGGAAAAAUGCUGAUCUUUUUCCAUGUUGCACAAAUGUCAAUGCUUCUUUGUGACAAAAGACACAAGCAUGCUUUGCCUUGUGUUUUGUGCCUUUUAUGCCAAGAUCUACUCAAAUAUUCUUGAUUUCUAGUUGGAGAAUAUGGGUGUUAGCUAUUGAUAUUUCCUUGUGGUAACAUUUCUGACAAGGAUUUUCUUGUUAUAUUCAUCACAUUGUGCUCCAACCAAUAUAAUCUGGAAUGUUUCACUUCUAUUGUAAUCUUAGGUUUAUCUGCGAUGAUGCUACUUUAUUGAGUGUAAAGAAGCUAUAUGGCAUAACUUGUUUUCUUUUUUUAACAAAAAGUUUUGUGCUACGAACCCUGAA
This is a messenger RNA of Chroicocephalus ridibundus (black-headed gull), 7171 nucleotides long. RefSeq names its product zinc finger protein 831 (gene ZNF831). The record is from RefSeq and is a predicted model, not a curated record. Lineage: Eukaryota; Metazoa; Chordata; Aves; Charadriiformes; Laridae. The coding region runs from base 866 to 6304 and encodes 1812 amino acids. The transcript has 6 exons.